This is a messenger RNA of Halteromyces radiatus, 461 nucleotides long. RefSeq lists its product as uncharacterized. The record is from RefSeq and is a predicted model, not a curated record. The transcript is spliced from 3 exons. NCBI's taxonomy places the organism in Eukaryota, Fungi, Mucoromycota, Mucoromycetes, Mucorales, Cunninghamellaceae. The coding region runs from base 84 to 377 and encodes 97 amino acids.
CUUUUGUAAUUUCUUUCUUUCUUUCUUUCUUUCUUUCUUUCUUUCUUUCUUUCUUUCUUUCUUUCUUUCUUUCUUUCUUUCUGAUGACCACCACUACUACUACCACCCAUGGCACAUCUGUCUAUUCUUCAAGUCGAUUAAAAACCAAAACGAACAAUCGACUAGAAGACGAUGGUGACGAACUACAAUAUCUUCAAAACCAAUUAAGUAAAAUGGAUGGACUAUCAACAAAAUUGGUUGGUAUCCUUGACUCUUUUGAUGAUCGACUUUUGAAACUUGAAGCCUCUAUUUUACCUAUCCAUCGAUCAACUCAGAAUCUGACAAGACUUGUGAACAGUAAGUAUUAUUUAACUGUAUUCUCCUUUUUAUCUUCAUAGUCUUCAUUCCCUCACUUUUUGUUUGAAUAGAUAUUGACGCGACUUUGGUGGCAGCUGAUGAUAUUGUACAAUGUUUGAAUCUUC